Anolis sagrei ordinatus is the source of this 2886-nucleotide messenger RNA. Its product is annotated as ceramide kinase-like. Gene Ontology annotation, molecular function: ceramide kinase activity. Gene Ontology annotation, biological process: ceramide metabolic process; phosphorylation. Lineage: Eukaryota; Metazoa; Chordata; Lepidosauria; Squamata; Anolidae. The record is from RefSeq and is a predicted model, not a curated record.
GGAGGCGCCCGAGCCCACCUGCCGCAGGUCGAGAAGCAAGGCAGCGUCUCGUGCCGAAGGGGAGCCGGGCUCCGAGGGCUCGCCAUGGGGGAGGCCUUCCUGCGCUGCCCGCUCCGCACCCCGCGCGGACGCUUCCUGGUGUCGCUGCCCCCGGGAGGAGAGCUCAUGCUGGGCACCCCGGAGCUGGUGGGCGGCAGGCAGAGCGUCCAGGGAUUCUCGAUUCCCAUCCAGGAGAUGGUUACUGUGAGACUUGGAGCAGCCAGCAACGGACAGGAAGCCACCGUCCAAGAAAAAGAUGAUAAUUGUUUUACUGUAUUCUUUGUCCAGCGGGAGAAGCAAGAGCGUUGGAGCCUGGCAUCAAUGCAGUUUACUGCUCCGCCUCAGUCUCAGCUGGCAGUGCGCUGGGUCAAUUCUCUCCAGAUCUGGAUUCACUACCACGGGAUUACACGUCCCAGGAGUCUUCUUGUCUUCAUCAACCCAGUUGGAGGCCGUAAGCGGGCAGUGGAGAUCUAUCAAACUCAGGUGGCCCCGCUUUUCACUCUGGCUGGGGUUUAUGUUCAAGUUGUGGAGACCUGCCGUGCUAAAGAGGCUCGUGACUACAUCCUGGAGCAAGAUCUCAAUGACUUUGAUGGGUUGGUGAGUGUCGGGGGCGAUGGUACUUUCAAUGAGAUCAUGCAUGCCUUGCUUGACCGGACACAAAGAAAAGCAGGAGUUCCAGAUGAUGACAUUGAGGCCGAGCUACUGUCCCCAAGACUGAGAAUUGGGAUCAUACCUGCAGGUUCUACAGACUGUGUGUGUUUUGCUACGGUAGGAACAAACGACCCUGUCACCUCCGCUCUGCACAUCAUCAUAGGAGACGCCCAGCCUCUUGAUGUUUGCAGCAUUUGGCACAAUGGAAAGCGCCUGCGCUACUCAGUCUCCCUCGUUGGUUAUGGCUUCUAUGGUGAUGUUGUCAGCACUAGCGAGAAGCACCGUUGGAUGGGUCCAGUGCGCUACACAUAUGCAGGAGCCAAGGCAGUACUAAGCAACCGCAGCUAUGAAGGCACAGUAGAGUUCCAGUUGGCUAGGACAGAGGAGUCCAACCCACGGGAUCAGCAGCGCUGUCGUUCAGGCUGCAUGGUGUGCUCAGACUCCAGUAAAAACCUGUUAUCUGGAAGCAAGGAAGAAAACCUACUUGUGCUGGAGCAAUCUCCAGAUGGUGAAUGGCAGCGAGUCCAAGGUCGCUUCCUAGCCGUCAAUUUGACAAGCAUGAGCAGCGCCUGCCCGAAGAGUCCCGAGGGUCUCUCGCCCUGUGCCCACCUGGCUGACGGAACAGCCGACCUCAUCCUGGUGCACGAAUGCCCCACGUUCUCCUUCUUGCGGCAUCUAACUCGCCACACCAAUUGCUCAGACCAGUUUGACCUGCCCUUUGUGAGUGUGUAUCGAGUCCGGGCUGUUCGCUUUACCUCCUCAAAAGUAGAGGACUGUGAGGAAGGGGAGGUAGCUGUGCAAGAAUCCAAGGGGCUCUGCAGAAAAGCGUGUCAAGUGAAGGCGCCUGUGAGCUGCUGGACCUGUGAUGGCGAGACCUUGACUUAUCCGGACAUCAGCAUCAGAGUGCACAAGAGCCUUAUCCACCUCUUUGCCCGGGGCAUUGAACGGGCACCCUGCAUCUCGUAGAAGCGUCUGAUCAGAAGAGCCUUUCUGAACAGGAAGGUAGCACAACAGUGUGGCUGCGGCAGAGGAUCCAUGAGGCAUCCGCCAUAAGAAAGCCACUACCUGAGUAUCUUUCAGGUAUAAAUCGCCAAAGGCCCAGCCAGGAUGCUAUGUCUGCACCAGCGAGUGCAAAACUACACAAGCAAAGGGACUAGUCUUGGACUUUCCUAUCCGGUUGUAGAAGUGCCAACUACCAUCCCUUAUUUUACUUGUUCUCAUCUGAAAAGGGGCAGCUGUGUGGCUCUAAAGACCUGAAGGGUUUCACUAUUGAUGGUUUUCAAUACCAGCUAUUCAGCCAUAGUGGGACUCCGGUGCCAGUCUAAAUGAAGAUGUUGGGUUUGCAGGCAGAGCAGAGCAGUCUUCUGUCAGGUUUGGCUAAUCCAAAGAAAUACAAUGACAAGGAAUAUUGGUAAAUGUUUCCAUUUACAGAACAGCAUUGCGUACAAAAUUGAAAAGCAGAACAAACAGGAAUGUAACAAGUAAAUGCAGCAACAGCAGAACUAGUGCAAUUGACAGAGCGGCUGGGAAAACCGGUGUGGGUCUGAGAGGAACCCGUCUCCACACUCCUUAGAGAAGCAGAGGCUGGAAUGGGGCAUCUGGUCCACUUGUUGCCAGUUCUGUAGGAGACACUGGACAACGGAGGUACCUGCCGUGUUCAAGGUCCAUGAGGAGGAGAAAGGAGAUGGCUGGCAGCCAGCCCUCACCACCCACAAAGAAACCCAAGCGAUACUGGGGAGUGCACUGGAGCCAACACUCAGUAGGUACUCAGUAGGACGAAAGACCCACUUUGCAGAUGUGAUCCGCAGGACAGCCCACUGGCUGGCAGAACCAUUUUGGCUUUUGCAGAAAGGAGUGGAGCAGAAGAAAGGAAGUGUCACCACCCUAAGCGAGACCACCCCUGCCGGCUGCCUUCACAGUUUGUGAGGGUUGACCCAGCGGUAAGUGCCUUCAUACUGGAAUCCAACCUCCUUCAUCAGCUCAUCAGCUUCUGUGGGCCCACGGCUAGAAAAGAAAAAGACUCCAAGUUAAUAGGACUGAAAAGUGGGGGCACAAGUAAACACUAGUUUUUCUCUUUCAUAAAAAUACUAGUUUUUCUCUUUCAUAACUUUUCACAGGUUUAGGCGAAUUACAGUUUGUUGCCAUACGGACUGAUUGUUGGCCAAGAAGCACAUUAAAUUAUUACAAAUUGACCAA